Ambispora gerdemannii is the source of this 1095-nucleotide messenger RNA. NCBI's taxonomy places the organism in Eukaryota, Fungi, Glomeromycota, Glomeromycetes, Archaeosporales, Ambisporaceae. The record is from the annotation of a GenBank genome assembly.
AUGGCAUAUCCUGGGCGCGAAGCAACACCAGGUACAAUACUGGCAUUUGGCGCGUUACUUUGCUUAGUUUUAGUGAAUGUAAGUGUGCCAAUUACGCCCGGAAUCUAUUUUCUUAAUAUUGUUGAUUCUCAAAAUGAGGAUUAUUUUCGAAUUGGGUUAUGGGAUGAGAACGAUUUUCCUUUUGGUGAGAAAUUGGGUAUAUUUGAUAAAACUAUAGGGUCUGCAAUAGGAAUUUUGUUUCUGACUCACGCUGUCGCCGGUGCUGCUACAUUAAUAAUGACGAUUAUGGGCUGUAUAGGACAUUUUCGUUCACAAAGAAACGGAAGAAUCCUAAUAAAAACCACCAUAGUCUCAUUAGCCGCAAUAAUAAUAACAUUACUAGCAUUCAUAUUCGACGUCAUAUUCUUUAUAGUUGGGAAAGUAACCAUUGAUAAAAACUCGGAAGCUCACGCGUCCGCGUCACUGGCAAGCGCAUUCUGGAUGAUGGUUGCCGCGUUGACUUUAGAGGCUGUGGCGAUAUUGGCUUUUUUCGUGGGACACCGAACGAUUGUUACUCGAAUGAAAAAAGCAGAAGAGAUCAAACAUAAACCGGAGAUGAGUGGAGAAGCAUAUCUGGAGCAGAAACAAGAAGAAGAGGAAGAAAUUAAGAUUGAGAAUGCGAAUAGGCCUAUUGAACAUAGACCUUUACCAAUUCCGCCAAUAUCAAAUCCGCAUUCAUUGGCUGGAACUGUUCCAAUAACACCAAAUGAAAAAUAUGGUUCCGCGUUUCCUCCCCCUGUUCCAUCUAUUCCCCCUCAAUAUUAUCAAGGAUCAUCUACGCCUUACACGUCACCUCCUUUUGGUCCUACAAUUUCAGGAUCAUCUACUCCUUACACGUCACCUCCUUUUGAACAUUCAUAUUUUAAUAGUAGCCGUAGCAGUAGCAGUAGGAGUAGGGGUGAUAGUGAUAUUCAUACACGAUCCCCACCAGCACCUUAUUAUUAUUCAUCACAGCAAGGACAGGGAUUUGAUCCUCAUUCAAGAUCAAUGAGCGAAACAACCUCUCAACGACAACAAACUAGUGAUCACGAGAAGGGUCAUACAACUGGAUGGUGA